AUGGGGGCCCUCCGGCUAGCCCGGGGCCAUGGGGAACAACGCCCGUACAGAAGCAUCAUGGAGGAUCUGCCUAAGCAGACAAAGAGCUUUGCCAUGGCAGAGCUUGCAGUGGAGAAUAGCAGCUGCAUGGACUGGCAGAAACGGUGCCUCGCAUUGGAAACCCAGCUCUUCAAAUUCCGUCUUCAGGCUAGCAAGAUCCGAGAGUUACUAGCUGAGAAGAUGCAGGAGCUGGAGCAGAGAGUAAUCGAGGCAGAGCAGAGGGCUGAGAAUGCAGAGAAACAGGUCAGAGUCAUGGAAGAGAAGGUGAAAUUGGCCAAUAUGAAAACCAGCGAAUCAGAGAGUACCCUAUACAGAAAAUACCAGGAGCUGCUGGGCACAGUGCAAGGAAAGGAUGAUCUGAUCAGCAGACUGGAAACGCAGCUGGAGAAACAGAAGCAGUUGAGGGCUGAGGAAGCUAAAAUUGUUCAAGACAAAGCUGCCAAGAUCAAGGAGUGGGUAACAUUUAAGCUAAGAGAGCUUGAGCUAGAAAAUUACCACCUGAAAAACUGUAAUCAGAGGCUGACAGAGCAAAUUGAAGCCCUUCAAGAUGCAUUACAAGAUUUAACAACCAUCCCUCCUAUUGAAUCUCUUUGGAGCUAUAACCCUUUGGUGCCCAGAAUGCUAUUGUCACCCUUGCUUGAGAAACCAGACCAGAAGUCCGUGCUCCUUGGGCUGGGUGUCAAACAGGAGUGUCCGGGAAGAGCUGCUAAAGGUGUUCCCCCUACACCAGGUAUGAUCCUUGUUGAUGAAGCCUCCAUUGCAGAAGAAGACAAUAAAUCAUUGCCCUCACAGAACAUGCUCAGGGUCAUCCCUGACCCAUCGAACUGGAAGCCCUCUUCAGAGAAAGAUACGUUCCCUACUGUAAUCUCUGACACUAGUUCAGGGAGCCCUGAUCCCACACUACUGGACCUCGCCGUUGAGUCCACAAGUGUCCUUGAAGCCCUGGCUUUCCAGUCUUCCUUGGGGAGAAACCAGAACUCUCUUAGCACCUCAGAUCAGAUGGCAUCAGAGCUGGGAAACUCCUCAGAUGAGCUGAGUGCCAAGUUCCGCUCCCACAGGCUGGACUCCUCUUCCUCUGGGGAGAUGAUGAGUACCCCUGAUGGCUGUCUCCCAACUGCAGAGCCAACACUGGAUUUGCCAUCAUCCGUUACUUCAACACAGCCAAGCUUUCCAGGGAGGGAAUGUGGACUAGGCAAUAGUCUGACUCUCCCAAAAAUCCGGACACCCAGCACCCCAAGAGACAGUAUCCAGCUAGCAAAGAGACAUUACAGCCAACCCCAGCCAGGUGCUGAUCGCUUCCAUCAUGUAAUGAGCAUAGAGGUUGGCACCUUCCAGCCCAUAACAACCUCAACACUCUGUCCUGCACAAGUGGAGGAGACAGACAUUGAUGAUGAUGAGCUGCCAGAGAAGAUGGAGACAGACGGAUGCCCAGUGGGGGAAGAGGCUGGGAUGGGUGUGGAGAUUGAUCAGCAUCCUGGUUCAGGCAAAAAUGAAGCUGGGAAUUCUGAAGCUGGACCACUAGACCCAGGAGGCAAACCUCCUACUCCACCACUGCACAGAUUCCCAUCCUGGGAGAAUCGGAUCUAUGCAGUAGCCAAGUCUGGCAUGAGACUAUCGGAGGUGGCCCUUGGGACUGACUCUCCCAGCUGGAUUUCGAAUUUUCCAUCAUAUUCAGCUUCUGGGCCAUUCACUUGCCUUAUCUACAGAAAUGUCACGGUUCCAGUCUACACUACGCUGAAGGGGAAAGCCACCCAGAUCAGCAACGUUCCUUUCUUAGAUGAGUCCUCAGGCUCUGAUGAUGACUGCAGCUCCCAUGCCAGCUUCAGGACCUCCAAUGGUGGAUCUGAGAUCAGAAAGACCAGCAUGCCAGGCAGCCCUCGUGCUGUGAAACGAGGUGUCUCUAUGUCCUCGCUGAGCUCAGAGAGUGAUUAUGCCAUUCCUCCUGAUGCCUACUCCCUGGAUGGUGACUAUUCAGAGCCAGAGCACAAGUUGCAGCGGACAUCUUCCUAUUCCACUGAUGGUGGAGUCUGCAGUGAGCCCAUGGAGAAAUCAGGCUAUUUGCUGAAAAUGGGCAGCCAGGUGAAGACAUGGAAGAGACGUUGGUUUGUUCUGAGAAAUGGACAAAUCAUGUACUACAAGUCUCCGAGCGAUGUUAUCCGCAAGCCUCAGGGGCAGGUUGAGCUGAAUUCUUCUUGCCAGAUCAUUCGGGGUGAAGGGUCCCAGACGUUUCAGCUCAUCACUGAAAAGAGGACCUACUUCCUGACAGCAGACUCUCCCAACAUCCUGGAAGAAUGGAUCCGUGUUCUGCAGAGCGUUCUCAAGGUGCAGGUGACCAGCUCUGCUGCUGUCCCUCAGAAUGAUGCCAAACCCACUGUGAAAGGCUGGCUCACCAAGGUGAAGCAUGGUCACUCUAAGUUGGUUUGGUGCGCACUGAUUGGGAAAACCUUUUACUACUAUCGAAAUAAUGAGGACAAGUGUCCUCUGGGGCAUUUGCACAUACGCAAGUCAAAAGUGGAGGAGGUGGACCGUUCCUGUGACUCGGAUGAAGAUUAUGAAGCCACUGCAGGGGGUCUCCUCUCAUCCCAUUUCACCCUGGUGAUUCACCCGCAGGAUCAGAGUCCCACCUACUUACUCAUUGGUACCAAACACGAGAAGGAUACAUGGCUGUACCAUCUGACAGUAGCAGCUGGCAGCAUCAGUGCCAAGGUGGGCACAGCAUAUGAACAGCUAAUUGGAAAAUUACUGGAUGCAGAGGGAGACCCACAAUCUCCUUUGUGGAAACACCCCAUGCUGUGCUACAGUAAGGAUGGACUGCACAGCUCACUCACUACUCUGCCAUCAGAGGCGAUGCAGACAGAAGCCCUCAAGCUCUUCAAGUCCUGUCAGCUGUUCAUCAAUGUCCCUGUGGAGGCUCCAUCUAUUGAUUACCAUGUGUCACUUGCCCAGACAGCGUUGCAAGUCUGUCUGACACAUACUGAGCUACAGAAUGAAAUCUACUGCCAACUGGUUAAACAGACUAGCUGCCGGCAGCCCCAGAACCACUCAGUCAUUCAGUGCUGGCAGCUCCUGGCUUUGUGUGCUCCUCUCUUUCUUCCUCAGCACCACUUCCUCUGGUAUAUCAAACAACACCUGCAGCGGCAUGCAGACUCCAGGAGUGAAAUAGGCAAGUAUGCCAUUUACUGUCAGAGGUCUGUGGAGCGCACGUUGCACACUGGAGAGCGGGAAGCCAAGCCUUCGCGAAUGGAGAUUGUGUCCAUUUUGUUGCGGAAUCCCUUCCACCAUUCACUCCCCUUCAGCAUUCCAGUGCACUUCAUGAAUGGAACCUACCAGGUCGUGGGUUUUGAUGGUUCCUCAACAGUGGAUGAGUUCCUCCAGCGGCUGAACCAGGAGACAGGAAUGAGGAAACCAUCCCACACUGGGUUUUCCCUCUUCACAGAUGAUCCUUCUGGCAGGGAUCUGGAGCACUGCCUGCAGGGCAAUGUGAAGAUCUGUGAUGUUAUUUCAAAAUGGGAACAAGCCUUGAAAGAACUGCAUCCUGGGAAAUAUGAAGGUAGCACAAGAAUAGUGAAGCUGACCUAUAAAAGCAGAUUGUAUUUUCGAAACCAGGCAAAAGGUGAGACAGAUAGAGAGCGGUUGCUGCUGGCCUUCCAGGUCAGCAGUGAAAUAGCCCGUGGGAGGUUCCCUGUCAAUAAGGAGCUGGCUCUGGAAAUGGUGGCUUUGAUGGCUCAGGUGGAAUAUGGAGACUUGGAUCGACCAGUAUCUUCAAGCCCUGGGGGGACACCACAGUCCAAAAUGCAACAUCUUCUCCAACAGAUCUUGGAGAAAUUCUAUCCCAAACGUUACAAACAAAACAUUACCCCUGAGCAUCUCAGGCAGUUGGCUGACAGGCUGGCUACAAAGUGGAUGGUGCUGCAGGGAUGCUCUCCACUAGAAUGCAUUAGAAUUUAUUUGACAGUGGCCCGGAAAUGGCCUCUCUUUGGAGCCAAGGUAUUUGCUGCGAAGCCUGUCCUGCCUUCUCCCUUGGAAGAUUGUCCAGUUUGGAUAGCUGUGAAUGAAGACGGCAUUAGCAUACUGGAUUACAACACUAUGCACUUAAAGCUAUCUUAUGCAUACCCAUCUGUGCUGACCUUUGGAGGCUGUCGGGAUGACUUCAUGAUUGUAGUCAGUCAGGGGAAGGAUAGGAGUUCUGGGAAAAACAGCACUGAAAAACUACUUUUCACAAUGGCAGCUCCGAAGAUUGUUGAGGUGACUCUUCUAAUUGCCAGCUAUAUUAACUACUGUGCACUGACUCCCCUCCUGUCUCCUGCACCUCCUUCUCUGAGCAUCAUCUCGCCUAUGAGCACAACGCCAACUAAAAAGCUCUGGGAGGCUCAAAGCCAGUGUUUCUUUCCUUCCAUGCCCCGUACUACCAAGGGGCCUACACUGCUCUGA
This is a messenger RNA of Emys orbicularis (European pond turtle), 4470 nucleotides long. RefSeq names its product pleckstrin homology, MyTH4 and FERM domain containing H1 (gene PLEKHH1). Lineage: Eukaryota; Metazoa; Chordata; Testudines; Emydidae. The transcript is spliced from 29 exons. Gene Ontology annotation, cellular component: cytoskeleton. Bases 1 to 4470 code for a protein of 1489 amino acids. The record is from RefSeq and is a predicted model, not a curated record.